Messenger RNA from Sardina pilchardus (European sardine), 9394 nucleotides. Its product is annotated as teneurin-1-like. Gene Ontology annotation, molecular function: protein homodimerization activity; protein heterodimerization activity; cell adhesion molecule binding. Bases 172 to 8427 code for a protein of 2751 amino acids. Gene Ontology annotation, biological process: neuron development; signal transduction; heterophilic cell-cell adhesion. NCBI's taxonomy places the organism in Eukaryota, Metazoa, Chordata, Actinopteri, Clupeiformes, Clupeidae. Gene Ontology annotation, cellular component: membrane; neuron projection. The transcript is spliced from 34 exons. The record is from RefSeq and is a predicted model, not a curated record.
AAAAAAAUAGAAAUUAAGGCUAAGGGAUUUACAUGGUUUUAAUAACUGAGCCUGUCUGGACGAAAUGGAAUGGGACUAACCUGUUAUGGCAGCAAAUCGGAAAGAUUCCCUUGUGCUCACCAUAGAGGAAAGAUAUGAGUGAAUGAGCACUUUCGCUAGACCUCUUCGGACAUGGAAGAGAUGGAUUCCAAACCGUACCAGCCACUGUCGAAGGCCCGCCACGAGAUGGAAAUGGCCUACACCAGCUCGUCGGACGAGAGCGAGGACGGCCGCCGCAGGGCAAAGUCGUACACGUCCAGGGAAACGCUCCCAGACUACAGCCAGGAACUCAGACUGAACUACAACAGCCACAGCAAGAGGCAGACUACAUUCAGCGAAACAGCACAAGAAAUUGACUUUGCCAAGACACAGCCCCAGAUGCUGGGCUCCGGCUACCAGGAGGAGCUGUGCCCGGGCCCCCAGCUGGGCUACUCCCUGGGCAUGGGCAUGGGCUCGGACGUGGAGGAGGACGAGGCCGAGGGCGACCCCUCGCCCGGCCACGCCCUCCACCUCUGGAUGCAGGAAGUGAAGUCGGAGCAGAGCUCCUGCCUCUCCAGCCGUGCCAACUCCGUGCUGUCGCUGACCGACACCGAGCAGGAACGCAAGUCGGACGCCGAGAACGACAACCCCAGCAGUCCAGCCACGCAGUUCACCUUCCGGCCGCUGCCCCCUCCACCUCCGCCGCCCCACGCCUGCACCUGUGCCCGCCCGGCACCGUACGCCCACGUGACCCUGCAGCGCAGCACCAUGCCCGCCCAGAGCCACGCCAGGGACCGGGACGGCCAGGGCACAGAUGGCAUCGGGCAGAACGACAGCUCGCAGGUCAACCGCAACAACUGGGUGCUCAACAGCAACAUUCCUCUGGAGACUAGGCACUUCCUGUUCAAGCACGGCUCGGGCUCCUCGACCCUCCUGAGUGCAGCCAAUCAGAACUACCCGCUGACCUCCAACACGGUGUACUCUCCGCCCCCGCGCCCCUUACCCAGAAGCACCUUCUCCAGACCCAUGUUCACGUUCAACAAGCCCUACAAGUGCUGCAACUGGAAGUGCACCGCCCUCAGCGCCUCGGCUCUCUCUCUCUCUCUCUCUCUCUCUCUCAUCUACUGCUCGGUGCACUUGUUCGGUCUGACCUGGCACCUGCGCCCCGCCGACCCGCAGCUGUACGAGAACGGCGUGAGCAAGCUGAACCGGCCGCCGGACGCCAGCCUGGCCACUCUCCCCCCUCUGGAGGGCCUCGGCCCGGACAAGAGCCCCCAGAAGUUACAGCGUGGCCGAGCCAUAGACAGGGGCGAGGUGGAUGUCGGGGCUCAGGUGAGCCAGGUGAUUCCGCCCAGCCUCUUCUGGAGGUUCCACCUGACCAUCCACCACCCCACCUACGUCAAGUUCAACCUCUCCCUCUCACGCGACGCCCUCCUAGGGGUGUACGGCCGGAGGAACCUCCCGCCCACACACACCCAGUUUGACUUUGUGAAGCUGCUCGACGGGAAGCACCUCCUGAAGGUGGAGCCGAAGGGCCCGGAGGCCCCGGGGUCCGGAGCGGGCCCUCGGAACCAGCCCCUGAGCGGGCUGCAGGAGACAGGCUUCAUCGAGUACAUGGACCCCGGCACCUGGCACCUGGCGCUCUACAACGACGGCAAGAAGAUGGAGACCGUCCUCAUCCUCAGCACGCCCAUCGACACCAUGGAUGGCUGCUCCACCAGCUGCAAUGGCAAUGGAGAGUGUGUGGCCGGUCACUGCCAUUGUUUCCCUGGUUUCUUGGGACCUAACUGUGAAAAAGACACGUGCCCGGUGCUGUGCAGCGGUAACGGCGAGUACGAGAAGGGGCGUUGCGCGUGCCACGCCGGGUGGAAGGGCCCCGAGUGCAGCAUCCAGGAGGACCAGUGCGUGGACCCCACCUGCUCCAACCACGGCGCCUGCCUGCAGGGCAUCUGCAUCUGCGUGCCCACCUACAAGGGCAACAACUGUGAGGAGGUGGACUGCCUGGACCCUCAGUGUGCUGGCCACGGAGUGUGUGUGCGUGGCGACUGCCUGUGCUCGCCGGGCUGGGGCGGCCUCAGCUGCGAGAGCCCUCUGCCCGCCUGCCAGGAGCAGUGCUCAGGCCACGGCACCUACCUGCCCGACACCGGAACCUGCACCUGCCAACCCAACUGGACCGGCGCCGACUGCUACAUCGAGGUGUGCCCGGUGGCGUGUGGCAGCCAUGGCGUGUGCACGGAGGGCCUGUGCCAGUGUGAGGAGGGCUGGGAGGGGCUGGCGUGUGAGCGGCGGGCGUGCCACGCGCGCUGCGAGGAGCACGGGCAGUGCCGCGACGGCAAGUGCGAGUGCCACCCCGGCUGGGAGGGAGAGCACUGCACCAUAGCCCAUGACUUUGACGACGUUGUGAAAGAUGGAUGCCCGGGGCUGUGUAAUGGGAACGGGCGCUGUACCCUGGAGCAGAGCGGUUGGCACUGCGUGUGCCAGGCCGGCUGGAGUGGCCCGGGCUGUAACAUCGUCACGGAGAGGGAGUGCGACGACAACAUGGACAACGAUGGCGACGGACUGCUGGACUGCGUGGACCCUGACUGCUGUGAGGCGAUGGUGUGCAGUGCGAGUCCUCUGUGCCAGGGCUCCCCCGACCCCGGCGCGCUCCUGCAGCAGGGCCAGAGCCCCAACCCCCGCGCCCCCGCCCCCCAGUCCUUCUUCCAGCGCGUCCACUUCCUCCUGGGCAAGAGCGGCACACACACGCUGCACGGGGACAUCCCCUUCGACAGGAGUCAAGUGGCCGUGGUUCGAGGACAGGUGGUGGCAGUGGAUGGGACGCCUCUGGUUGGCGUGAAUGUGACUUUCUUCCAGCACCCCGAAUACGGCUACACCGUCAGUCGACAGGAUGGCAGUUUCGACCUUGUCACCGCCGGAGCAAUUUCGGUAACCCUGGUGUUCCAAAGGCCUCCGUUCCUCACGCAGCGACGCACCGUCUGGUUGCCAUGGAACAGCUUCAUGGUGCUGGACAAGGUCGUCAUGGCGAGGACAGAGGUCGUGGCCCCGGCCUGUGACAUCGCAAGCUUUGUGAGUCCGUACCCAGUGGUCCUGCCGUCACCCCUGACCAGGUACAUGGGCGAGUGCGCUGCCCGGGGACCAGUCAUCCCUGAACUACAGGCCGUCCAAGAGGAGAUUGUGAUCCCGGGCAGCUUUGUGAAGCUCAGCUACCUCAGCACGCGCACGGCGGGCUACCAGUCGCUGCUGCGGAUCAUCCUCACGCACGCCUCCAUGCCCGCCGGCCUCAGCAAGGUGCACGUGUCGGCCGCCAUCGAGGGCCGCCUCUACCAGAAGUGGUACCCGGCCGCGCCCGGCCUGGUCUACGUGCUCGCCUGGAACAAGACCGACAUCUACGGCCAGGAGGUGUGGGGGCUCACAGAGGCUAUUGUGUCCGUGGGCUAUGAGUAUGACUCAUGUCCAGACUUUAUUCUGUGGGAGCGGAGAACGGCCCUAAUCCAGGGAUUUGAGAUGAUGGGCUCCAAUCUGGGCGGAUGGUCCCUGGACAAACACCACGUCCUCAACCUCCAGAGUGGCAUCCUCCACAAAGGCAACGGCGAGAACCUUUUCAUCUCCCAGCAGCCUCCAGUCAUCGCCACGGUGAUGGGCAACGGCUACUACCGCACCAUCCCGUGCAUGGGCUGCAGCGGGCCGGCGCUCCAGAGCAAGCUGUUCGCGCCCGUGGCGCUCGCCUGCGGCUCCGACGGGAGCAUCUACGUGGGCGACUUCAACUUCGUCCGCCGCAUCCUGCCCAGCGGACACACGUACAACAUCCUGGAGCUCAAGAAUCGGGACACAAGGCACAGCACGAGUCCUGCGCACAAGUACUACCUGGCCCUGGACCCCGUGCACGAGACCCUCUACCUGUCCGACACCAGCAGCAGGAAGGUGUUCCGGCUGAAGACCCUGAGCGAGCCGCGGGACCCGGUGCGGAACAUGGAGGUGGUGGCGGGCACCGGGGACCAGUGUCUGCCCUUCGACCAGAGCCACUGUGGGGAAGGAGGCAAGGCCACCGCGGCCUCCCUCAACAACCCCAGAGGCAUUGCGGUGGACAAGCGGGGGUUUGUGUACUUUGUGGACGGGACCAGCAUUAAGAAGAUCAAUGAGAGGGGUGUGCUGACCACCAUCAUCGGCUCCAAUGGCCUCAUGCCCGCUCAGCCCCUCAGCUGCGACGCACGCAUGGACAUCGCACAGGUGAGACUGGAAUGGCCCACCGACCUGGCCGUCAACCCCAUGGACAACUCCCUCUACAUCCUGGACAACAACAUCGUUCUGCAGGUCUCGGAGAGCCUACAGGUGCGCAUCGUUGCCGGGCGACCCAUCCACUGCCAGGUGCCGGGCAUAGACCACUACCUGGUCAGCAAGUCGGCGGUCCACUCCACGCUGGAGGCGGCCAAGGCCAUCGCCGUGUCGCAGUACGGCGUGCUGUACAUCGCCGAGACGGACGAGCGCAAGAUCAACCGCGUGCAGCAGGUCACCACCAACGGAGAGAUAUCGGUCAUCGCCGGGGCGCCCGCCGACUGCGACUGCAAGAUCGACCCCAACUGCGAGUGCUUCUCAGGGGAUGGAGGCUACGCCCGCGACGCCCGUCUGGAGGCCCCCUCCGCCCUGGCGGUCUCGCCCAACGCCACGCUCUACAUCGCCGACCUGGGCAACAUCCGCAUCCGCGCGGUGAGCGCCAACCGGCCGCGGCCCACGCCCGCCGGCCUCUACGAGGUGCCCUCGCUGCUCGACCAGGAGCUGUACGUCUUCAGCGCCAACGGCACGCACCUGCACACGCGCCACCUCAUCACCGGCGACUUCCUGCACAACUUCACGUACGACUCGGCCGAGGGACGCCUCAGCGCCGUGGUGGCCAGCAACGGCCAGGCCGUGCACGUGAGGCGGGAGGGCGGAGGAGGUGGAGGAGGAGGAGGAGGUGGCAGCGGCGGGAGCAGUGGUGGUGGUGGUGGCGCCCCCUUGUGGCUGGUGGUGCCGGGCGGGCAGGUGUUCUGGCUGAGCGUGAGCAUGGCGGGCGGGCGGGCGCUGAAGCGGGUGUCGGCGCAGGGGCACGACGUGGCGCACCUGUCGUACCACGGCGGCACGGGUCUCCUAGCAACCAAGAGCAACGAGAACGGCUGGACCACGGUCUACGAAUACAACACUGAGGGCCACGCCAUCAACGUCACCUUUCCCACGGGGGAGGUCACCAGUUACCAUGGCAGCAUGGAGAAGUCCGUACGGGUGGAGGUGGACAGCUCCAACUCCGAGAACUUCGUCACCGCCACCAACUUCUCCGCCACGGACACCAUCUUCACCUUCCGCCAAGACCACGCUCAGAACAGCUACCGCGUGAGUGCGGACGGCUCUCUGCACGUGUCGCUGGCGAGCGGCAUGGAGGUGUCCCUGAGCGCGGAGCCCCACGUGUCCGGCGGCCUGGUCAGCCCGGCGCUCAGCCGCUGCAACAUCUCGCUGCCCAGCGAGCACGGCCCCAGCCUCAUCGAGUGGCGCCAGCGCCGCGACCAGGCCCGCGCCAACUACUCCACCUACGAGAGGAGGCUCAGGGCGCACAACCGGAACCUUCUCUCCAUCGACUUCGACCCGCACACGCGGGUGGGCAAGAUCUACGACGACCACCGCAAGUUCACGCUGCACAUCCUGUACGACGCCCAGGGCCGGCCGGUCCAGUGGUCGCCUAGCAGCAAGUACAACGAGGUCAACGCCACUUACUCUGCCACGGGUCAGGUGACCCACAUCCACCGCGGCAACUGGUCCGAGAAGCUGGAGUACGACAACGGCAAGCUGGUGUCGCGCACGUGGGUCAACGGCAAGAUCUGGACGUACUCGUUCGUGGAGAAGUCCAUCAUGCUGCUGCUGCACAGCCAGCGGCGCUACAUCUUCGAGUACGACCAGACGGACCGGCUGCUGUCGGUCACCAUGCCCAGCAUGGUGCGCCACGGCCUGCAGUCCAUGCUGUCGGUGGGCUACUACCGCAACAUCUACAGCGCGCCGGACAGCCGCGCCUCCGUCAUGCAGGACUACGCGCAGGACGGCCGGCUGCUGCAGACGCUCUACCUGGGCACGGGCCGCCGCACGCUCUACCGCUACACCAAGCAGGCGCGCCUCGCCGAGAUCCUCUACGACACCACGCUGGUCACCUUCACGCACAACGACUCGUCCGGCGUGGUCAAGACCGUCCACCUCACGCACGAGGGCUUCAUCUGCACCAUCCGCUACAGACAGAUAGGUCCUCUCGUGGGACGGCAGAUCUUCAAAUUCAGCGAGGAGGGUCUGGUGAACGCGCGCUUCGACUACAGCUACAACAACUUCCGCGUGACCAGCCUGCAGGCCACCAUCAACGAGACGCCGCUGCCCAUCGACCUCUACCGCUACGUGGACGUCUCCGGCCGCGUGGAGCAGUUCGGCAAGUUCAGCGUCAUCCACUACGACCUGAACCAGGUGAUCACCACGCACGCCAUGAAGCACACCAAGAUCUUCAGCGCCUACGGCCAGGUGGUGGAGGUGCAGUACGAGAUCCUCAAGUCCAUCGCCUACUGGAUGACGGUGCAGUACGACGCCUGGGGCCGCGUGGUCACCUGCGACGUGCGCGUGGGCGCCGACGGCAACAUCACGCGGCGCUCCUACGAGUACGACGCCGACAGCCAGCUGCAGACGGUGCUGGUCAACGAGCGGCCGCAGUGGCGCUACAGCUACGACCUCAACGGCAACAUCAACCUGCUGAGCCAGGGCGCCAGCGCCCGCCUCACGCCCAUCCGCUACGACCUGCGCGACCGCGUCACCCGCCUGGGCGAGAUCCAGUACCGCGUGGACGAGGACGGCUUCCUGCGGGCGCGCGGCGACGACGUCUUCGACUACAACUCCAACGGCCUGCUGGCGCGCGUCUACAGCCGCGUCUCGGAGCGCAGCGUCCACUACCGCUACGACGGGCUGAGCCGCCGCGUGGCCAGCCGCUCGGGCGACGGCCGCCACCACCUGCAGUUCUUCUACGCCGACCUGGCCGACCCCACGCGCGUCACGCACACCUACAACCACACCAGCGCGCAGAUCACCUCGCUCUACUACGACCUGCAGGGCCACAUCAUCGCCAUGGAGAUCAGCAGCGGCGAGGAGUACUACGUGGCGUGCGACAACACCGGCACGCCGCGCGCCGUCUUCAACAGCCGCGGCCGCGUGGUCAAGGAGGUGCUGUACACGCCGUACGGCGACAUCUACCGGGACUCCAACCCCUCCUUCCAGCUCAUCGUGGGCUUCCACGGGGGCCUGUUCGACCCGCAGACCAAGCUCGUCCACUUCGGCCGGCGCGACUACGACGUGGUGGCCGGCCGCUGGACCGCGCCCAACUACGACGUCUUCGGCGAGCUCAGCCGCAACCCCAAGCCCUUCAACCUCUACGCCUUCAAAAACAACUGCCCGGUCGGCAACAUCGAGGAAGUCACGCAGUUCACCACAGAAAUUGGCAGUUGGCUGCAGCUCUUCGGUUUCCAGCUCCACAACGUGGUGCCCGGUUUCCCCAAGCCGGACGCGCCGGGCAUGGAGCAGACGUACGAGCUGACCAAGAUGCAGACCAAGACCCAGGACUGGGACUCCAGCAAGGUGGUCCUGGGCAUUCAGUGUGAGCUCCAGCGGCAGCUGCGUAGCUUCAUCUCGCUGGACCGUCUGCCCAUGACGCCCCCUGUGGGCUCCCUGGAGCAGUGCGUCUCCUCGGCCCCCUCGUCCGGCGGGCCCGGCGGCAGCCCGCGCUUCUCCGCGCUGCCCUCCAUCUUCGGCAAGGGCGUGCGCUUCGCCAUCCUGCGCGGCCUGGUGGCGGCCGAGAUCGUGGGCGUGGCGAGCGAGGACAGCCGUCGCGUGGCGUCCCUCCUGAACGGCGCCAUGCACCUGGCGGGCCUGCGCUUCACCGUGGACGGCCGCGACACGCAUCACUUCCUGAAGCCCGGCGCCGUGGAGGACGACCUGGCCACGCUGGGCGGCCUGAGCGGCGGCCGCGUGCUGGAGAACGGCGUCAACGUCACCGUGUCGCAGAUGACCGCCGUGGUGGGCGGCCGCAGCCGGCGCUUCGCCGACAUCCAGCUGCGGCACGGCGCGCUGUGCCUGAGCGUGCGCUACGGCGCCACGCCGGACGAGGCGCGGCAGCAGCUGCUGGAGGCGGCGCGCGAGCGCGCGGUGGACGAGGCCUGGGCGCGCGAGCGGAGGCUGCUGCUGGCCGGCGAGGAGGGCGGCCGCGACUGGAGCGAGGCCGAGCGCGAGCAGCUGCGCGCCGCCGGCAGGGUGGCCGGGUACGACGGCUACUUCGUGCUGCCGGUGGAGCAGUACCUGGAGCUGGCCGACAGCACCAACAACAUUCGCUUCAUGAGGCAGAGCGAGGUGGGCCGCAGGUAACAGCAGACCGCCCAGGCGCCCAGGUGCGCACACGCUAUCAAACGGGAAGAGAAGAUUCUCUUCGUCUUUUUUUUCCUCCUGUUUUUCUUUUUUCUUUUCUGGUCGAUGGAUAUAGGAUUCUUUUGGGCUCUUUUUGGUUUCCUCUUACCCUGUCCUCCCUCACCAAAGACUGCCUGUUUUUAGACAUUUGAGGAAUUUAUCAAAACAAUUUCUAUUAAUGAACAGAGAAAAAAAAGAAAAAAAAAACAACUAAAAACGAAGGAAGAUUCAGGGGAGUGGAAUCCCAACUGCCUUUAAUCGUGACAAAAUGAUGGUAUUUUAUUAAUGUUCCAGGUGGAGUUUCUAAAGUGGCACAAAGCAUUUUUUUCUGCUGUGGCUUAGCUUUCUAUAUGGAAGUGCGCUGUUUAUUUAUUUCUUUACCUACUUUAUUUAUUUACGUAUUUAUUGAUUUAUUAAUUUAUUUAUCAAUAUUUAUGUAUUGCAUUCUUCGACACGGGACGCUUGUUUCUUGACAGCUUCUUACACUGAUGGGACAUUUGAAGAUGCAAAUCAAAGCUGCAAGACGUGCAUUACUCUCUGUUUACAGGCGUCAAAGAUGGACUGAUUAUCAUUUUUGGGUUGUUCAAUAGACCACCUCAAAAAUUCUAGUUUACAUUUUGUGCAAGAGAGGCCUUGUCAGUGACUCAUAUUGAUACUUACAAAGCUCUCUAGAAUAUCCGACUAUAAUUUAAAUAUGAUUGAAAUUAUUAUUGUCAUGAGUUUGAGUGUGAAUACUAUAUGCUCAGAAAAAAAGAACCUAUAUGUAUAUAGCAAGUGCUUUAAGAAAAAGAAAGUGCUAAAAUUUUGAAUAUGUUGUCAUACAUACUGAAGUGUUAAUAUUGUUAAUCGAUAGACGCAGUUCAAGUUUUUCAAGAAAUCUUACCUGCUAUGAGACUAUCCAUCCUGGACUUCUGAACAUAAAGGGAUA